Nanorana parkeri is the source of this 4383-nucleotide messenger RNA. RefSeq names its product alpha-2-macroglobulin-like. The coding region runs from base 1 to 4383 and encodes 1460 amino acids. The record is from RefSeq and is a predicted model, not a curated record. Gene Ontology annotation, molecular function: endopeptidase inhibitor activity. Lineage: Eukaryota; Metazoa; Chordata; Amphibia; Anura; Dicroglossidae. The transcript has 36 exons. Gene Ontology annotation, cellular component: extracellular region.
AUGAGGUACCAAGCAGAAGAUGUGAUUGUGGUCAAGGAACUAGCCAGACACUAUGCAGUCAUCUUCCCCUCAGAGUUCCGCUCCGACCAUCCUGAGAAGGUCUGUAUACAACUGGAGGGAGCUCAGGGAGAGACCCGAGUAGAGAUAUCACUAAAUCUGGAUAAAGAGAACACCACCCUCGCAGAGAAGACCUUCAAAGACUCUACAUUCACCUGCAUCCAACUACAGGUAAAAUCCCCCAGUGAAGGGAAUGAAGAACAAGAUGUGGUUGGCACAUUGGUAGCUGAGAUUGAGAAUGCUGGGGAAACCAUAACAAAGAGUGCAAAGGUCCUUCUGAAGAAGUCAAAAUCUGGUCUUCUUAUCCAGACAGACAAAGCUGUGUACAAACCAGGACAACAAGUUCUCUUUAGAAUUCUGGCCAUCAAUGAAGAUUACCAACCGGAAGAAAGAAUGUUUCCGGUUGUAGAAUUACAGGAUCCAGGAAAGAACCGGAUUGGUCAGUGGCUGAAUGUGAAUCUCAAUCAAGGAAUCAAGGAGUUUUCCUUUUCUCUCUCCUCGGAGCCUCCACUAGGGGAAUACACGAUCCGGGUGGGGGACAAAGUCCAAACCUUCAGUGUGGAAGAAUAUGUGCUUCCCAAAUUUGAGGUCAUUCUUGGGCUCCCAAAGUUCACCAGGAUUGACAGUAAAAGUCUCAGUUUUCCGGUAUGCGGCAAAUACACACAUGGAAAGCCAGUUCAAGGUAAAUUUACAGUUGGCAUAUGCCGUAACUAUUACCAAUGGCAUACAAGAAACAUUGAGAAGAAACCAGAUAUUUGUUUUGGAUUCAUUGGGGAGCUGGAUAAAUCAGGAUGCCAAACUAUUGAACUAAAUAUAGAAGCCUUUAAAUUAAACAGCACUGGCAUGGAUUACCAACUGAAGGUAGAAGCCUCUAUCACAGAACAAGGGACAGAGAUUCAGUUAUCUACAUCCAGUCAAACCACUGUAUCCAAUGUGAUCAACAAGUUGUCCUAUGUGGAUCCAGACUAUAGCUACAAGGCUGGGAUUCCAUACCAUGUUGUGGUUAAAGUGACAGAUGUUAAUGAUAAUCCUCAACAAGGCAUGAAAGUUUAUUUCCACAGUAGAGACGGCAGAGAAGAAAAGCUUAUUGAUACCUCAGUGACAGACGACAAUGGCAAAGCUGUUUUCAUCUUAAAUACAAACGACUGGGAGGGCACAAAAUACUUUAUGGCAAAAACAAUGCUAAAGAACCCAGAUUUAGUGGUCGGCUACAUUAGGCCCGACUAUGGACAAGUGCACCUGUCAAUAUAUCCCUUCUACUCUAAAAGCAAGAGCUUCCUGAAACUCCACUCCCUGGAAAAGGUCCUGCCAUGUGGGGGGCAGCAGGAGGUGCAGGUGGAGUAUAUUAUCAAACACACAGAGCUGAAGAAGGAAUAUGAACACCUAGAUCUCCAUUACCUGGUGACUUAUAUGGGAUCUAUAGUAGACACCGGCUCUUUAGAAAUCAAUGUUAAAAAUGGAAAUGAAGAUCUACAUGGCAAGGCUACUUUUAAUCUUCCUGUAAGUGGAGGAAAAUCUUCCACUCUUCGUGCCCUUGCUUACAUUUUAUUACCCGAUGGGGAGAUUUUGGCAGACUCGGCAAAAUACAACAUGCAAAAAUGUUUCAAAAAUCAAGUAUCAUUUGGGUUCUCUCCUGAUGAGGUCCUUCCAGGAUCGGAUGUGUCUAUAAAGGUCCAGGCUGCCCCUGGCUCUCUCUGUGGUCUCAGGGUGGUGGACAAGAGUGUAGUGCUGAUGAAACCAGACAAGGAGCUGACUGCUGACAAAGUUUUUGAUCUAUUUCCAUAUUGGGAAUUUGAAGAUUAUGACUAUCGUGUCCAGGACCAUGAUAAUCCUUGUGUAUCUCCUGACUUCAUAUCAUCUCCAUUUCUCAGAAGGCCAGGGCCCAUUGUUCGCCCAUGGUUCCCUAGGUUUCCUAAGGGAGAUGUUGAUGUGAACACCUUAUUUAAGGGUUUGCGAUUAAAAAUCUUAACGAGUGCAGAGAUUAAGAAGUGUGUGGAAACACCUGCGAUCGACGACAGAGUAGGAAGUACUGUUCUUUUGGCUCGUGUCCCAAGUGCACCACAUGAAACAAACCUCCUGACAACAGCUAGAACAGCAAAAAAAGAGGAGGAAAGAAUACGAGUCUAUUUUCCUGAGACCUUACUUUUUGAACUUAUAGCACUGGGAACAGAUGGCAGUGCUGAACUCCACAAGAAGGCACCAGAUACCAUCACAGACUGGAAUGGAGGGGCAGUUUGCUUGGGUCCCAGUGGAUUAGGCCUGUCUUCUGCUGCUUCUCUUCGGGUCUUCCAGCCAUUCUUUGUGGAGCUUACCCUGCCGUACUCUGUAGUGCGGGGAGAAACAUUUACCCUAAAAGCUUCUACAUUUAACUACAUGGAGCAGCCUAUGAAGAUUAGGACCACACUGCACACCACCAGUGAUCUAGAAAAAAUGCCAUGUGAAGAUUGUCACCACACCAGCUGUCUAGGAGCAGAUGAGAGCACAACAUUCUUCUGGAAACUAAAAGCCAAAGUCCUGGGACAAGUAAACAUCACAGUGAAAACUGAGGCUCUGCACACAGAUGAAUUGUGCAACAAUGAGAUACCGAUUGUCCCUAAGAGAGGAAGCACGGAUACAAUCGUCAAGCCUUUACUUGUUCAGCCUGGUGGUGUCCUAGAGGAGAAAUCAUUUAGCUCUCUGAUGUGCAUACAAGAGGGAAAAGACAAUUCAAAGACAGAGGACGUCAAUCUAAAGGUUCCAGAGAAAGUUCUGGAGAAUUCUGAGAGAGCUCACAUCACAGUUCUGGGAGACCUGAUGGGUACAGCCAUGCAAAACCUGGACCGACUCCUGGCCAUGCCAUACGGGUGCGGGGAACAGAACAUGGUUCUCUUUGCCCCUAAUAUCUUCAUUUUGCAGUAUCUGCAGAACACUCACCAACUGACUGAUGAGAUAAAGAGUAAAGCCAUCAGGUUCCUGGAGAGUGGAAGCAGGGAAACUGUGUUACACAGCAGAGGAUUCAGUAAGUACGCUCCUACUGCCUACCUACUGAACCUGUUAAGUGCCUUUGUGGUAAAGUCCUACAGCAAAUCUCGGCCUUACAUAUUUAUAGAUACAAGUCACCUCAACGACUCUGUCAACUGGCUGAAAAACCACCGUAAUGAGUCGGGCUGCUUCCGCAGCAUGGGAAGACUUUUCAAUAAUGCAAUGAAGGGAGGCGUGGAAGAUGACACUUCUCUCUCUGCUUAUGUUACAAUUGCACUGCUGGAACAUGGUUUAUCUCAUGAAGAUCCUUUGGUAAGGGAUGCUGUGACCUGUCUGCGGAAGGAAGCUGUAAAAGUGACUAAUGUAUACACCCUGGCUCUGAUGGCCUACACCUUUACCUUGUACGGAGACAAUGAGCUCAGGAAGGACUUGUUGAAAAGAUUGGAAGAAAAAGCUGUGAUAGGUGAUGGACAGAUCCAUUGGAAGCGGGAUUCUACUCCUCCCAAGCAAGAUUCUUACUGGUACAGAGCUCCAUCUGCUGAAGUGGAGAUGACUGCCUAUGUCCUAAUGACUGUACUUGAUGGGCCUGAGCCUGACCUGGGAAAAGCUGCAAAAAUUGUCAACUGGAUAUCCAAGCAACAGAACGCCUAUGGAGGCUUCUCAUCUACACAGGACACAGUUGUGGCUCUUCAGGCCCUGGCCAAGUAUGCAGAGAUUACAUACAGUGAUAAAGGAGAUAUAACGGUGACAGUCACUUCUAAGACGGGAUUUCUGGAGGAGUUCCAUGUAGACAAAAAUAACCGACUCCUUCUCCAGAGGGCAACACUACCAGCCAUUCCAGGAGACUACACAGUGACCGCCACAGGGAGUGGUUGUGUCUUUGUACAGGCUGUCCUGAGAUACAAUAUCCCUCCACCUAAAACUGAAGCUGUAUUUUCACUGAGUGUGAGGACUAGUUCAAGAAUGGAAUGUCUGGGGAAAACAGUGAAAAGUUUUGAAAUUGGAAUCCUUGCUGCGUACACAGGUUCCCGGAAAAUAUCCAACAUGGCUGUUCUAGAGGUGAAAAUGCUAUCCGGUUUCAUCCCAGUGAAGAGUACAGUAAGGCAGCUGGAGAAAGACAAAGUGAUAAAGAGAAGUGAUAUCCAGGUGGACAAGGUGAUCUUGUACUUUGACCACUUGGACCAACAGUUGAAACAUCUAACCUUCAUGGUGGAACAGGAUGUUGAGGUCAAAGACCUGAAACCAGCCGCAGUAGAAGUGUAUGACUACUAUGAGACCGAUGAUCGUGUAUCUGUAGACUAUAAUCAUCCUUGUACUGUAAUUAUGGGAAUCAAGGACUCAAAACCUGCUUUUACCUGGUCUUGA